AUUACUCUCUCUCUUUCACAUCUCCCAAACCUUACAUGAUCUAGGGUUAGGGUUUCGCUCUCUAUCAGUGUCUCCAGCCCCAGAAAACCAAAACCCCUGAUUUUAAGAUGAUGCAGCAACCAGCACCCGGAGUGGUUCCACCACCAAUGGCUCCACCACCGUCCAUGGCGGCAGCUCCACAGACCCAGCAACAGUACCAAUACCAGCAACCGCCACCGCCUCCUCAGCCGCAACAACCUUACAUGAUGAUGAACAUGAUGCCACCUCAGAGCCAGCCUACACCCAUGUGGCCCCAGCAACAAGGUUCGGCUCCGGUGCCAGGUCAGCAACAGCAGGCGGGUCAAGCGGGUCAACCCGCCAGCGCCGAUGAGGUUCGGACUUUGUGGAUCGGAGAUUUGCAGUAUUAUAUGGAUGAGAAUUAUCUCUUGAGCUGUUUUGCCCAAACGGGAGAGGUUGUUUCAGUGAAAGUUAUCCGUAACAAGCAAACAGGCCAAGUGGAGGGUUAUGGGUUCAUUGAGUUUGUUUCACGUGCUGCUGCUGAGAGAGUUUUGCAAACAUACAAUGGUACACCAAUGCCGAAUGGUGAGAAUAACUACAGGUUGAACUGGGCAUCAUUUAGUUCAGGCGAGAGGCGAGAUGAAACCCCUGACUUUACAAUUUUUGUUGGAGACUUGGCGGCUGAUGUUACAGAUUACAUGCUUCAAGAGACUUUCAGGGCGCGCUUCCCCUCUGUGAAGGGUGCAAAGGUUGUAAUUGAUAGGCUCACUGGACGUACAAAAGGUUAUGGGUUUGUUAGGUUUGGAGAUGAAGCUGAACACAAUCGUGCUAUGACGGAGAUGAAUGGCGUAUUUUGUUCAACUAGGCCUAUGCGUACAGGACCAGCUACUAACAAGAAGACUAUUACUGCACAACAAUAUCCAAAAGCUUCAUCUCAAGGGGCUCAGAACGAGAAUGAUCCGAAUAACACAACUAUAUUUGUCGGUAAUUUGGAUUCUAAUGUGACGGAUGACCAUUUGAGAGAGGUUUUCAGCCCAUAUGGUCAGUUGGUGCAUGUGAAGAUACCACAAAACAAACGAUGUGGAUUUGUUCAAUUUGCUGAUAGGAGCUGUGCAGAAGAAGCACUGCGAAUGCUAAAUGGGACUCAGUUGGGAGGACAAAGUAUUAGGCUUUCAUGGGGCCGUAGCACAUCAAACAAACAGCCCCAAGCAGAUCCAAACCCGUGGAAUGGGGGAUAUUAUGGGUAUGCUCAAGGAUACGAUUAUGGCUAUGCUGCUGCUCCCCAAGACCCCAACAUGUACUAUGGAGGAUACCCUGGGUAUGGAAAUUAUCAACAACCUCAGCAGCAGCAACAACAAGUCGGAUAUAGUUAAAAGUGCUACUUUGUUAUUUAUGGCUGUUUUAUGUUUACUAGUAUGGUGAACUUACGUUACUUGAUCUCUCCUUGUUUCUCACUUGGGGGAAUAAAUUCAGGCUGUGUUAUUCUCUCUGCUAAUAGCAUAUGCACUGUAUAACUCUCCUUUAUCACAAAAUUUUGCACUAUUCUUGGGUGUUUAGCUUUAGCCGUUAUCAGAUACUGUUGCUUUUGUGUUA
This is a messenger RNA of Theobroma umbraticum, 1590 nucleotides long. RefSeq names its product polyadenylate-binding protein RBP45-like. Gene Ontology annotation, molecular function: mRNA binding. Lineage: Eukaryota; Viridiplantae; Streptophyta; Magnoliopsida; Malvales; Malvaceae. The record is from RefSeq and is a predicted model, not a curated record. Gene Ontology annotation, cellular component: cytosol.